Molecule: messenger RNA, 2490 nt
Organism: Dendroctonus ponderosae (mountain pine beetle)
Lineage: Eukaryota; Metazoa; Arthropoda; Insecta; Coleoptera; Curculionidae
Gene: Slc35f5
Product: solute carrier family 35 member F5
Exons: 7
Coding region: 186-1577 (463 amino acids)
Biological process (GO): regulation of peptide transport
Cellular component (GO): membrane
Source: RefSeq, a predicted model, not a curated record
AAAAGUGAUGUUGGUGGUUGAGGUUAGAGAUGUGUUUUUGUUUUGGUUUUUUCGCUCAAAGCUUUUCAACGAUUUAGCGUCCUGUUUAGUUUGGAACCAAGUGUAGGUCAGUUUAAGUUGCAACAUGUGGCCGGUUUGCGAUUGUGCCCUUAUGUGUACAGCCUGCCAGUAGCGCGGCCAGGAAAAUGGACUCGGGGGCCCUGACAGUCCUAACUAAGAGCCAAAGAAUCGUUUUCGGGCUAGUCGUUCUCAUUCUAGUGGAUAUGAUUUCAGUGUCCUUAUCCAAGCUGACUAAGCAGAUCUACAAUGAGGAAACCUUGGAAAAGCCGUUCUUUUGCACCUACGUUAAAGCGUCGAUGUUCACCUGCUAUCUGCUUGGCUUUCUGUGCUGGCAUCCAUGGAGAGACGCUUUCUGCGCCCGGCCCAAUAAUUACGACUUCUUGGACUCGGAGCCGGAGGAGGAUCAUGCGGAUGAGGCAGUUAGUGGCAAGUUGAGCACCCCCAUCUUCGUGCCGGUUAAACUGGCCGAGCGGGACAGCCUGGACAAGAGCUCGGGCACUGAAAGCGACGAUUCCUCCUUAAGAUAUGUGCGCUUCAGCAAGGUGGCCGAGGUGCGCCAUUUAUCAGAGGUGGAGGCGGCUGAUGCCCUGCUAGCCAGGCUGUCUUAUCAGGCCUCAAUGCGAGCUGGAGAGAUUGCCAAGAGGGCCACUCUCAAGUUGCCCGUUGAACAAGUGGCGAAAAUAGCCCUGAUCUUUUGUCUGCUUUGGUUUGCUGCCAACUAUACCUAUCAGGUGUCCCUGCUAAAGACGCAGGCCGGAUUAGUGAACCUGCUGUCGUCCACAUCCAGCUUCUUCACGCUGUUGUUGGCUUCGAUUUACCCUUCAAGUACUGCGGAUAAGUUCACCAUCUCGAAACUGGCUGCAGUGAUUUUAAGCAUCCUGGGCGUGCUGUUGUUAAGUCUAUCCGACAUUAAGCAGGAGGCAAACAUUCCCACUGGAGCAGUCCUUGGAUUGGUCAGCGCAGUGUUUUAUGCAGCCUAUUUGGUGUUCCUCAAACGAACUGUGCCCAAUGGGAACAGAAUCGACAUUCCCAUGUUCUUUGGCUUCGUCGGGCUGUUUAACCUGCUGCUGAUGUGGCCGCUGUUUGUGUUUCUGCACAUCACGAAGAUCGAGACCUUUGAAUGGCCCAACCGGGAACAAUUGACGCUGCUGCUCCUAAAUGGGCUGCUAGGCACGGUUGUGUCUGAGGCCUUGUGGUUGUGGGGCUGUUUCCUUACGUCUUCGCUGAUGGCCACAGUCGCCACCAGCAUGGCGAUCCCCAUUGCCUUUGUGGCCGAUGCGAUACUGAAACACCUCGACUAUUCGCCGCUGUUCUACCUUGGGACGAUUUUUAUGAUUCUGGGGUUUCUACUGGUCACUGCCUACACGCAUUUCGAAAAAUGGGACCCAGUUGCCAGUGCGUUGCGAUGUGCCUAUGCGAAGGCUUGCAGGAGAACCAUGAGCUUACGUUCGGGAGCGAGCGGCGUCGCCUGCGAGCAAAGGGAGUCCUUGAUGACGUCGAACACCGACUCGGAUUAGGGCUAAUUUUGCAAUCUAGUCACUUUUCAUGUUCACGCUGGGGCCCUCAAGCCUACGGCUUGCCAAGUUCGGAGGAGUCGCACAUUUGAAGUGUUCGCCAACCCAUUAGCGCCCCAUACACGGGCAGAUUAUCCGUACAGUUCAGAUGCGUAGAGAUUUGAUUCGACAGAUCCAGAUCGGACGAAUUAAAUCUUUUGCUGUCCACUAAUUAACAUAUCAAGCACGAGUGCCGAUUCUUCCAGUCGGAUUGGAAGUAUCAAAUCCGUCCGUUAGUGGAGUGAAAUCUUACGUUUCAGACAGACUUGAGAUUUCAAAUGAACUGAAAGAUCUGGUCGUGGUAGAGGCAGAUUAGUUAAACUCAGUGUUUAAAAUGCGAAGCAAGAAACGAAUAGCUAUUGCUUGUGCUGGCAUCAUAGUGGGUUCAGAAAAUCUACGCAAAAAAGUGAGAAGAAAGUGGGUAUAGACUGGAAGGGCGUCGGCAGCCAUAGGCAAAAAAAUUAGAAAUCGAAUGCACGCUGGGAUUUUUUUUUAUCAACACGUUGUUAUUAAAACAGUUAAAUACAUAAUUAUAGAAAAUCAAACGAUGCAAACGGAACUAAUUAAAACCAACGUUAAAAAGGCAAAUUGAUCUACCACUUUCUUAGUGAAAUACUGCAAAUUCUGAGAAACACAUGUGUUCUGUGCACACUAAUCAUUAGGUACCCUUUAGUUAAACCCCGGCUGUUCUGGACAACCUAUUUGUUCGCUCAUACAGUUGUUCGUAAAACCUAUAUUUUUAAAUUUGAGCUUAUAUUAUUAAUGACUACUCUGAUUUACUUUUGUGACUUCAUAUCUGAAAUAUAUCGUAUUUAGCGUCGCCUCUAACAAAGAACAAACUAUUUCUACCACAAUUUUUGCAGUUAACAAUUGAAAA